CAACAAAACUCAACUAAAAAUUCUAAUAUUUUAAAAUAAAUAAAUCUUACAAUCUUACAAUUUUUCUUGUUACUUUUUACAUUAUAAAAUUUCUAGUAGUAAAAACAAUUAGUUAUUCAUUGUGUUUAUUUGUUGAUUCAAAACUUCUGUAGUUUUUUCUUCCCACUGCCGUAACUUUUCUAUCUGAUUAAUAAAACAAACUCAUCAAAAAUGGAAGCACUAGUGGCGAGUGUGGAUAAGGAGAAUUUCAAGUUUGAUAUUGAAGUUGCACUUGAACAACAAUUGGGGGCCGUGAGCCUCCCCUUCCCGCAGAUGGACAAAUCCACAUCGGCAAUUUGUGAAUUUUAUCUGGUUGGAACAUGUCAAAAAGGGAAUCUCUGUCCAUUUCGUCACAUUCGUGAAAAUAGAACGGUCGUGUGCAAACAUUGGUUGAGAGGAUUGUGUAAGAAAGGAGACCAAUGUGAAUUUCUUCACGAGUUUGACAUGACAAAAAUGCCGGAAUGUUAUUUUUACACGAGGUUCAAUGCUUGUCAUAACAAGGAAUGUCCGUUCCUUCACAUUGAUCCUGAAGCAAAAUUGCGUGAAUGUCCGUGGUAUCAGCGUGGAUUUUGUCGACAUGGUCCCAACUGUAGACAUAAACACGUUCGUAAAGUGCUGUGUCUUAAUUAUCUGGCUGGUUUUUGUCCCGAUGGACCCAACUGCAAAUUCGUCCAUGCGACAUUUGAGCUUCCCCAAGCGGAUGAGAUAGCAAAGAAAAAGGCCGGAAUAAUAUGUCACAUGUGUCAAGAGAUGGGUCACAAAUCGUUCCAAUGUCCCAAAAAUCCAGAAGUUCAAGAACAAUUGGCUCGAGCUGGAUUGAAUCAUCAUGAAUCUCGAUCCGCUGGCGGCGCCGCAGACAAUGAACAAGAGAAUCAAAAACCACCAGAAUUUCAUGGACGAUUUGGUGGAAGUGGUGGUCCCAGAUUUUCCAACGAUCAUCAACAACAAGGUGGAUUUCAACCAUAUCAAUUUCAUCCAAGACCACAAUUCUACCAGAGAAGAAAUAAUGACAGGCCGGAAGGAGAACAGCAGCAACCCAGGAGGGCGUUGGAGGACGUUGUGUGUUAUAAGUGCGGAUAUAAAGGACAUUAUGCCAACAAAUGUAACAAGGGUCAUCUUGCCUUCCUUUCACACAAGGCGGGUGCGAAUAGAGACCAGAUGCCUAGAAAUUAACGAUUUAAUAGUAAUUUAUUAUUUUUUGGACUAACUUUUUGAACACGUUAUUAAAAAUUUAAUUGUAAGAGAA
Folsomia candida is the source of this 1285-nucleotide messenger RNA. It is a transcript of the gene Clp, whose product is annotated as cleavage and polyadenylation specificity factor subunit 4. The record is from RefSeq and is a predicted model, not a curated record. Bases 211 to 1212 code for a protein of 333 amino acids. Gene Ontology annotation, molecular function: RNA binding; zinc ion binding. The transcript is spliced from 7 exons. Lineage: Eukaryota; Metazoa; Arthropoda; Collembola; Entomobryomorpha; Isotomidae.